GCAUAUAAGCGCUAUUGUAAUGCCGAAGUUCUGGAGGCAAGAGACGACAUGCGAGUUAGUAGUUUCUGCAAUCCAGUGAAGGCUGUUGAAAGUAUUAAGAGUGUAUUGACUGAAGAUGAAGUGAAACUGUUUAGGGAGACCGUUUUUGGGUACAUGUUAGAUGUAGGAAAUCUGAAAUGGUUAAAUGCACAGCUGAUUUCAUUGCUGAUAGGUAAUCAUGUUGCACCUGUGGAAGAGAUGACUGUUAAGAAUGAAAUUCAGUUUCAAAUUGGAGAAAGACUAGUUGGAAUGAAGAAAAAAGACCUAGCCUUGAUAACUGGAUUUGAGUUUGGCAGCAACAUACCACCUAUGAGUACUCGUUGUGAUGGGGAACUGUGGAGGAGGUACUUUACUGGAAAGACGAGCGUUGACCGGGGAGACCUAAGGCAAGCCUUUGAAUCCAUUAAUAAUAGAAGACAAGACAUGCAACCAUUAGAUGCAGUGAAGUUAGGAUUGUUGCACGUUCUUGGCAACUACAUACUAGGUAACCAGUCAUCACUCAAAGUGCCUACAACUUACAUCAACUUGGUAGAUGACCUUGAUGUAUUCAAUAAGUUUCCAUGGGGUGAUAUCGUGUGGUCUGAUUUGCUUGAUAAGGUUCCAAAGUGUGCAGCGAUAUUGGGGGAGGGAAAGAGCACUAGGGUGACAUUCCCUGGAUAUGUAUUUGCCCUGCAAAUAUGGGGUUUUGAGACUUUUCCAGAACUGACAAGAAAAAGAGUGUGCUUGAAAAGGCAUGAAACUUACUGGCCAAGAACAUUAAAUUGGUCUGUCACAUCAAAGCCAUCAGCUGUGAUUCUUGGGGAGAUAAUUUUCAAUAAUCCACAGUUUGAAUGGGAAGAGAUGAAACCAACAGAGGAGGAGUUGGAAGAGACAUGUGUUGCACAUGCUUUGGAGAAAAUAAGUGCUGAAGAAGCUUCUUCAAAGCCAGUCAAGAAAGCAAGAAAAAAGGCUACAAAGAACGGUUGUAAAGUUCGGAAGGCAAAAGUACAGAGGCAUAAUAACCAAAAGAAUGAUGUUGAUGAGGAUGAAGAUCCAUCUGCUGAAGAUAGCGAAGGGAACAAAAUAAGAGAAAGGGGAGUGAAGAGUAUUUUAAGAGAAAUGAGAGCACAGGGUGAAAGAAUUGAGAAACUAGAGAGGACAAUUACCAAACUCUGUGAAUUGCAAGUCAAGCAUGCAAGCAUGAUUAAAAAGCUGUUGGUGAAUGCAAAGAAUGGAAAGGUUGCUCUAACCAGAAGGUUUCCCUUGAUCAAGAAAAGAAAAGAAGUCAGGGAUGUUGACGUUCCAUCGUUUGAACUUGCACCAGAGUUCAACAAUCGCAGUGAAGACGAAGAAGAAAAGAAAAGUGAAGAGCUACAUGAAGCGGAGCAGGAUGAGAGUGACAAAGCAGAAGAGAGUGAAGAUAUAAAUGGAACAAAGGAUGAUGUGGCAGCAUCUGAAGUACAGACAGACUGGGGGGAUGGAUUUGAGGAGCCAUUCAAUACCCAAGUAUUGGUUAAUGCAGUGGAUGAAAUAUUGGAAAACAUGAAUAUUAAUAAAAAUGUUGACACACCAGAA
Messenger RNA from Cuscuta epithymum, 1593 nucleotides. The record is from the annotation of a GenBank genome assembly. NCBI's taxonomy places the organism in Eukaryota, Viridiplantae, Streptophyta, Magnoliopsida, Solanales, Convolvulaceae.